Hyalella azteca is the source of this 4560-nucleotide messenger RNA. RefSeq lists its product as uncharacterized. The record is from RefSeq and is a predicted model, not a curated record. Gene Ontology annotation, biological process: signal transduction. Lineage: Eukaryota; Metazoa; Arthropoda; Malacostraca; Amphipoda; Hyalellidae. The transcript has 13 exons. The coding region runs from base 198 to 3416 and encodes 1072 amino acids.
AACUAUAAAAGGAAACGUUUAUUAAAAACAAUAAAUUCUCCCAAAAAUAUAUAUAAUAAUUGAACAGUUUUCUACAUUAAAAUUCAAGAUAAUCAGUUAUAUAUAGUCAAGUGUAAAUUAUACUGCAUAAAUUUUUGGGGCCAUUUGUAAAAUUUUAGUAAUUAGUGAUUAUUUUGGGGAGCUUUACAGUGAGCAGGAUGGGCAGCACAGACAAAUCGGCUAAGCUGACCACGGACGCUGAGGACGAGGACACCAAGAACUUCAAGACGUCCAAGCAUGAGGAGGACGUGCCACAGACUGAGCCUGUCAAGCCUAAGACGAGCAGUUGCAGCACAAUCCCUGGCAGUGCUGCCGGCAGCAACCCCGGCCGCCUGCGACACGACAGCAACAGCAGCUGCGACUCUGCCAGGAGUCCGUCUUCUGACAGGAUGAAGAGACGGCGGACGACAUCCCUCUCCUCAUCCCCUCUCUCCUCUUUCUUUUUCCCACCACCUAGCCAAGGCAUCUCUAACUCCCCUUCUUCCCCAUCUUUCUCCACUCUCUUGUCCUCCUCCCCUUCGUCGACGUUUGUGUCUUCAUCCUCCAGCGGAGGGAGCGGCAGUCCCCCGCUCAUGUCACUCGAUGAAGUCAUGAGCGCAGUCAACGGAGUCACCAACAUGGCACUGGCGCAUGAAAUAGCGCUCGACCACAACUUCAAGCUCGAGAAGUUUGAGCCUCCGCAGGCCAGUCUCGAAAAACAGGUACGGGAUAUGGUGCACCAGGCCUUCUGGGACAACCUCAAGGAGCAGCUCAGCCACACGCCCCCCGUCUACACCCAGGCCUUCGUCCUGCUGCAGGAGGUGCGGGAUCAGCUGCUGGAGCUGACGCUGCCCCAUCAGCUGCGCCUGCGUCAGCAGAUCAGCGACAAGCUCGACCUCGAGCUCAUCCAGCAGCAGGCGCGGCACCACGUCCUCGACUUCUGCGAGUGCGUGGUUCUCAGGGUUCUCAGGGUGGUUCUCAGGGUUCUCAGGGUGGUUCUUAGGGUUCUCAGGGUGGUUCUCGUGCUGGACUUCUGCGAGGUGGUUCUCAGGGUUCUUAGGGUGGUUCUCGUGGUUCUCAGGGUGGUUCUCAGGGUUCUCAGGGCGGUUCUCGUGGUUCUCAGGGUGGUUCUCAUGGUUCUCAGGGUGGUUCUCAGGGUUCUCAGGGCGGUUCUCGUGGUUCUCAGGGUGGUUCUCGUGGUUCUCAGGGUGGUUCUCAGGGUUCUCAGGGCGGUUCUCGUGGUUCUCAGGGUGGUUCUCAUGGUUCUCAGGGUGGUUCUCAGGGUUCUCAGGGCGGUUCUCGUGGUUCUCAGGGUGGUUCUCGUGGUUCUCAGGGUGGUUCUCAGGGCGGUUCUCGUGGUUCUCAUAGUUCUCAGGGUGGUUCUCAGGGUCCUCAUGGUUCUCAGGGUGGUUCCUAUGGUUCUGAGGCUGGUUCUCAGGGUGGUUCUCAGGCUGGUUCUCGUGCUGGACUCCUGCGAGGUUCUCAGGGUUCUCAGAGUGGUUCUCAUGGUUCUCAGGGUGGUUCACAGGGUUCUCAGGGUGGUUCUCAUGGUUCUCAGUGUGGUUCUCAUGGUUCUUAUUGUUAUCAGGGUGGUUCUCAGGGUUCUCAUGGUUCUCAGGGUGGUUCUCAGGGUUCUCAUGGUUCUCAGGGUGGUUCUCAGGGUUCUCUUGGUUCUCAGGGUGGUUCUCAUGGUUCUCAGGGUGGUUCUCAUGGUUCUCAGGGUGGUUCUCAUGGUUCUCAGGGUGGUUCUCAUGGUUCUCAGGGCGGUUUUCAUGGUUCUCAGGUAUACCAUCCAGAUGAUCAGACCAACCAUCGUCAAGCAUAUCGUCGAGUAUGAACGCAAAAAGUUCAAGGAGUUCCUAGCAACCCAGCAGGACGGGCUGGAGCUGACACGUGCGUGGGUGCUCAAACACGUCGACAACUUGUUGCGUCAAAACAAAGAGUCUGGCGACACGCGGCAACCCUCGCAGGCUCCGCCCCUUCCCAAAAAUGAGGCUAGCGACACACGGCAACUCUCUCAGGCCCCGCCCCUCCUCGAGGAUCCUUUAGCCCUGCGCGCCUUCUGCAACAACGCCCUUAACAACGCAUACAUGGAGCUGCUGCAGUGGCCGCAGGAUGAGCUCCUGCCUGAGACGGUGUGCGUGGACCGUGAGCGUGUGCUGGAGCUGCGUGACCGCCUGCACCAGGUGUGCCUGUUGUCGGCCGUGUUGCUGGUGACGCUCAACACAGCGACACACGCACACCCUCCCCUCGCCGCGUCCCACGACGCACUGCGCGCCGAGCUCAAGCGCGACCUUUGCCCCAUACUCGACCCCGCCUACACGCAACAGGAGACGCUGGAGGCGCUGCCUAACCUGACAGAGCAAGUGCUGGUCACCCUGGAGCGCUUCAUGUCGCGCCGGGGGGGCGCCGCCCCUGCAGAAGUCACCUCCCCCAACCCCCCUGGGGCCCCUACACUGUCCCCCAGCCCCCCUGGGGCCCCUACACUGUCCCCCAGCAUGAGGGCAUCUGUGCGCUGUCAGCUGGGGGAGCUGCGGGCGCCGGGGCACCGCGUGACGACGCUGCUGACGGAGCGCUGCCUCGCCUUCCUCAGCCUCGUCCUCAGCAACACCAGCGGCGCCCGCAACACUGCCCUGCCCGCGCCCUUCUGCGUCCUGCAGGAGGAAGUGGCGCGCAUCUGUGGCGGGUUCCUGCGGUUCACGCAGCACAACCGCGCCGUCUUCGGGGAGUUCUACUUCGACAUGGCCGAGCAGCGCCUUAAGCAGGCCUUUAGUCCCCGCCAUAUGUCCUCCCCCAGCGCGGUCUCUACAGACCCUAGCACCAACCUCACAAGCCUAAGCACCAACCCUACAGCCCCUAGCACCAACCCCACAAGCCCUAGCACCAACCCUACAGCCCCUAGCACCAACCCCACAGCCCCUAGCACCAACCCCACAACCCCUAGCAUCGACCCUACAGCCCUCAGCCCUGAUAAAUCCGUCAAAUAUGCUGAAAUUUCUCCUGAAAACGCCGAUGAAUCCAAAUUGAAACCUGAGACGUCGACUGAAAAACCGGAAAAAUUAGCGGACGUGUCGUCGAAUUCCGCGGAAUUUGAGACCAAAGUAAAAAAUCCGAUCCAGGAUUCGGGAAAAAAAUCCAGAUCUGAAAUUGAAGACGUGAAUGUUGAAAAAAUUGAAGGGGGAAGAGCUGAUAAAAAGGGUGAAGAAAGUGUGACCUUCGACGGAAGUGCGGGUAAAGAUACGGGAGAAGAUAAAGGAAGUGGAAUAACAGAACAAAGUUCAUGUGUAAGUAAAGAUAACAAAGAUAAGAAUGAAGAAAAUGAGCCGGCCGCUGGAAGUGGAACUGGGAAACAUGAUUCAGAAGCUCGGAAGCGCUGGGACAGUCUGGAUCUAGACUGAAAUUCCCGAUUAUUUGAGCGGUGCUUCGUGAAAGGGGGUUAUUUUAACCUAAAAAUUCUCUUGAUUUUAACUGACUUCUAAUGAUUAUUUUUUUAAGUAAACCUGAACGCUCGUGCUUUGGUUUUCCGCUCUCGGGAACCUCGAAAUAAUAUGCGAAAUAAAUUCGCGUUAACAGGCGAAAUAAAAAACGUGAAUUUGGCAGAUGAAAAAUGUGUUCAAGUUAUUACAUUUUACUUUAAUUUGAAGGCUAAAUGUCCAUUUAAUUAUGAACGUUAUAUGUAUUUUUUUAGCUUAAAAUAAACUUCGUCCAUUGGCAGUAACGCAGGCUUGACAAUUUGUUAUUCGUUUUAAUUCCAGUUGAUUUCGUCGCUCGUAUAAAAGAAAAAAAUGUUUAGUAGUUUAGUUAUUGAUAUUAAGGAGAUUAUUAUUUGUUAUUAUCAGAAGAUCUUAGAUGAACUUUAAUCACGUAUUGGUAAGACUUAAUUAGUCGUGAUGGUGUCGCCGUCAUGACAGACGUUGCAAUCUUAGAGCUUAAGUGUAGGUUUAUGCAAAUAAAAAAUACUUAAAAUUGAUAAAUACAAUGAUAAUUAGUUUAUCUUUAUACAAGAUCAUUAUUUUCUAUGUGUCUACUAGCAGUGGCUGUAAUUUAGCGACAUUUUUCUGUAAGAAAUGGCGGUAAAUUUUUCUUUUCCAUAAUUUUUGUUUGAUACAUAAACUUGUGAGCGUUUAAGGCACCUGAUAUCAACUACUGUUAUUGAUAGAGCAAUAAUUACUUAGUAAUUAAUGAUAAGUAACAUAACGUGGCUGCAGGAGGAGUGCCUUGACUCACCUAUGGCGUGCACUCAAUUGCUUUUCACCCAUUCACGUUAUUAUAAUGAAUAUAUUAUCGUUAUUAUAAUAACGAAUAUAUUAUACCGUUAUUAUAUUAUAACGUCAUUAUAAUAACGACAAAAUUAUAACGUUAUUAAUAACGUCAUAUAACCACUCGUUAUUCUAACGUCAUUAUUAUUUCAAUGUCAUCACAGUCGCUGGUUUUGAUAUGGUAUUAAAUAUUGUGAGUGAAUGCGUUAAAGUAAACAUUAUUAUGUUCACUAAAUAAUUACACGCUUGUACAGAUAAUAAAAUAAAAUAAUUAUUCGGCCCC